AUGGAUACUCUAGUCAGCUCUGUAGCAUCGGUGGCGACCAGUAUAAGAGCUGCUUUACAGACUGUGGGACGAUUGUCCAGCGAUUAUAACGCCGUUCUAUAUAGGAUAUCUCAAUCUCCUGGCAUUCCCUCGUUUCCGACAACAGAAUAUCACUGGUUGAACACGGUUCCUGAAUCUGCUCGUUUACCACACGCUCCCCAGACACGCCUUCCGGAACGGGCUGAUAUUGUGAUUAUAGGAAGUGGUAUAACUGGCGCUCUUAUUGCACGGGCACUGCUUGAGCACCCAAACGCUUCGGAUCUCAAAAUCGUUAUUUUGGAGGCUCGUGAUGUGUGCUCUGGUGCUACAGGUCGUAAUGGCGGCCAUAUCAAGUGCGACCCACAUUUAUUUUACCACAAAUACAAUGUCCUCCACGGAAGGGAAUUUGCUGAGAAGGCUACACGAUUCAAUAUGGCCCAUAUCGAUGAAGUAAUUCGCAUCUCUGAAAAGGUUGGGGGUGAAGCCAGGACUGAGGCUCGUCGCGUUGAGACGGUAGAUGCCUAUUUUGAUUUGGCACUCUUUCGUCGAGCCUGUGAGAAGGUCAAAAUCUUCCAAAAGGAUAUGCCUUUGGAAAGCCAGGACAUCAAAAUAUUUAACGGAUCCGAAGCACAAAACACUUUCGGACUUUCGUCAUUGUGUGUUGGUGCAAUCACAGGUCAUGCGGGAGCAAUCAAUCCCUACAAGUUGGUGACAGGAUUACUCUCAUCACUGGAAGAAAAAUAUCCAGACCGAUUCUGUAUUGUUUCUCACUGUCCUGUCAAGGAUAUCAAAGAGCCUAGUUCUGAAGAUUCGCGCUACACUCUGGAAACCGAAAAGGGAGAAAUUACCGCUUUGCAUAUUAUCCAUGCAACUAAUGCACACGUUGGAUAUCUUGUCCCCGGGCUGCGCGGCAAGAUAUUCCCUCUACGUCAAACCAUGACCGCUCAAUCCCACCGAGCUUUUGCACAGCCACUCAACUCGCCUACUCAAUUCGGCGCAAGAUCCUUUUCGUUCUUGUACUCUGAAGGCUUUGAUUAUCUCACCCAACGUCCUGACGGAACGAUCAUGCUCGGUGGCGGGUUCGCUCAGAGCCCUCAACAAGGGAUGCUUGAAGUCGGUGUUGGGACUGACGACUCAUACGACCCGACUGGGGCUGCGCACAUUUGCGGCGCCCUAAGCGUGCUAUUUAAAGAUCCAAAUCAUCAAAUAGAAACAAGCGACGCGAAUGGCGAAAACAGAAUCAAGUCUAUCUGGUCUGGUUCAAUAGGCACUUCUGCCGAUGCUCUUCCUUGGGUUGGGAAAUUGCCUACUCGCCUGACCGGCCGAAACGUCCCAACAGCCAACAAAAAUUCACGGAUCGCCCCACCAGGAGAAUGGGUCUCUGCUGGAUAUAGUGGCGAGGGGAUGGUUAACGCUGCGUUGUGUGCCAAGGCAUUAGCAAUGAUGAUCCUCAAACCCAACGAGGACAAUGUUUCGUCAUGGUUCCCGGAGCAGAUGCGCGUUACGGAAAGGCGAUGCAAGAAGGCUGAUCCGACUACCUUAUUGCAAGAUUUGUGGGAUUAA
Messenger RNA from Rhizoctonia solani, 1581 nucleotides. RefSeq names its product FAD-dependent oxidoreductase. Gene Ontology annotation, molecular function: oxidoreductase activity. Lineage: Eukaryota; Fungi; Basidiomycota; Agaricomycetes; Cantharellales; Ceratobasidiaceae. The coding region runs from base 1 to 1581 and encodes 526 amino acids. The record is from RefSeq and is a predicted model, not a curated record. Gene Ontology annotation, cellular component: cytoplasm. The transcript is spliced from 3 exons.